GGAAGACUGUAACCCUGGAUGAAGGCCCUGUCUUGAGGAGGAGAGCAGGACUUGGCUUCAGACAGCAGUUUGUGAAGCCUGCAUGCGGUUUGGAUCUUCCUUACCCCUUACUUAGCUUGCAUUUGACCAGUUGACAGACAGUUUGGUUUGUUGGACAUGUGGAUGCUGCUAACUGGGUUUUUGUGCCCAUUUUGGAAAACCAUCUAGUUGUGAGACUUCUAGCUCAGGGGAAGGCCCUGCCAUGGAGGGUCUUGAGCAGCUUGACAUGGUGGGCGAUAUCAGCCCAGCUCUUGAGGCCACGGAGGACUUUAUCAACUGUAUGGACGGGAUCCAUGGCCAAGGUCCGAGCCAAGCUCAAACAGGGAUCCUCCAGCCUUCCAGGCAGCCUAAGCAGCUGCAGGAGGUGUCCAGUGCCGCGCUAGGGAAGCUGAGCUCCAGCGGCGUAUGGGGCCUGCUGGCCAGAGAGCAGCCAGAGGUAGGGCCUCUAGGCCUGGCCUGGGCCGACAACUUCAGCGUGUUGGGGCUGGGGAUGGGCUUGAGACACGGCAAGAGAAGCCGAGCGCGCUCCACCAACGACCUGGCAGCCCACACCAAGGAGUGCACCAACAACACCGCCAACUCCUCGUCCAACUCGGCCUUCAAGAAGGGACACAACCGGUCCAGGUCAGACGUCAACUACCGGCCGUCUACAUACACAGACAACGGACUGCCCACUGUGGACUGCAACACUCUGAAGAACAUGAUCCUCAACCACCAGCCAGAGGUUGAUAAAAGCAGCAGUAGCAGUGUGGUGAAGCAGAGUGCGAUGGAGCAGCGCGAGGGGUCCCGGGGGCGAUGGACAUCUUGCCAUGUCGAGCUGACACCCUGUGAGCUCCGUCUGUACACUCUGGACAGCAGCGCCAACCGCCAGCUGGGCAACGCCUACUCUCUGUCACAUUGCCAGAGCGUCAUCUCACCAGCACCCAGCAGCCAGCACGGCCAGAUCACCCAGCCUGCUGAUCAGCGCACGCUCCAAGCUUUGUUCUUCAACAGCAUGCGUCUCCAGCUGAGGGCGGCCAACCAAUGGGAAGCCAUGGAGUGGAGGCGGUUGAUGUGGGAGAAGGUGCAGGCAGCCAGACCUGCGAGGAAGGAGAACCACCAGCGCAAGACUGGAGUGGAAAAGCAACAGGUCGUCAAGUUUCCUGCAGCCAUGUCGCCGUCCUCGUCGCCCUCUCCGUCGGGCCUCGACACCAGGCCUGAUGGUGACAGCGACACCCCCACAUCAGCAGAGGCGUCACUCUCCCUGAGCAGACCCACCACCCUGCCUCUGUUCACCCAACGCUGCCAGGACGUCCUCAAAGCUGGUCUGCUUCACCAGCUGAUGGAUCAGAACAACUGGCGGGCCUUCACCUUCGUCCUGACCCGAUCGGUUCUCCGGGCCUUCCCUACCGAGGGACGUGGGUCUGUGUCCAAGCCUGUCCUCCAGUGUUCCCUGGCCUCCUGCUUGGCCGUGCGGCACGAUCAGGAGCCAGAGAAUGGAGAGCCGCGGACAGAUAGAGGGGACUGCUUCCAGGUAGUUUUCCCCAAAGAGGUACUCAGACUUCGGGCGGACGAUCAGCUCAAGGCACAGGAAUGGGCAGAGGCCCUGCGGGAGGCAGUCGCAGCGCAGAGGCCUGCCCAAGAAGAAGUAGGAGAGUCGGGAGAAGGAGCUCCAGCCAUCCAGGGAGUGCUGUUGAGAUCAAAACCAUCCAGGGAGAGGAGACAGCGGGAGGCCCAGAGAGCCAAGCGGCAGUCAGUCACCACUAGUUUCCUCAGUAUUCUCACCUGUCUGGCUGUGGAGAAGGGACUGACUGCUCAGAGCUUCAGGUGUGCAGGUUGUCAGCGUCCAGUCGGUCUCUCCAGAGGAAAGGCAAAGGUCUGCUACUACAGCGGCUGGUACUACUGCCAGAGCUGCCAUCAAGACAACUCCUUCCUCAUCCCAGCACGUCUGCUGCACAACUGGGACACCAGCAAGCACAAGGUGUCUAAACAGGCCAAGGAGUUCCUGGAGUUUGUGUAUGAGGAGCCCUUGCUGGACGUCCAGCAGCUCAACCCUUGUCUGUAUGAGCACUGUGAGCCUCUCAGCACUGUGCUGCGUCUCCGUCAGCAGCUCCAGUCACUGCGGGCCUACCUGUUCAGCUGCCGAGCAACCGUUGCCGAGGACCUCCGGCGAAGAAUCUUCCCCAGGGAAUACCUGCUACAGCACAUCCACCUGUACUCCAUGGCUGACCUGCAGCAGGUAAUUGAUGGAAAACUGGCUCCCUUCCUGUCCAAGGUGAUCAAGUUUGCCAGCUCCCACGUUUUCAGCUGCAGUUUGUGUCGAGAGAAAGGCUUCAUCUGUGAGCUCUGCCAGACCGGACAGGUCAUCUACCCCUUCCAGGAGAACGCCACCAAGAGGUGUGACGGCUGUGGCGCCGUGUUCCACACGGAGUGUCGACAGAAAGCUCAGCCGUGUCCUCGCUGCGUUCGUCGAGAACUCCACCACAAGAGGCCGUCCUCCUUCUGGUCACCUGACGACGACAGCCCCGGGUGCUUUCAUCUGCCCUACCAAGACACCUGAGACGCACAAAUGCAGUAACAAUUCGGGUGCUGCCAGGCCAUGACGCUGGACAAAGUGCCUGUUUUUCGGAUUCGUGUGUGACCACAGGACAAAUUCUGUGACAAAUUUCAGAGCGCCUGAUGCGUCGUCAGGUUUGUGUUUAUGCGUGUGUACCAGCUAACACACACAUCUGAGCUUAGCCCUCUUUGCCCUACUGUUAAGAGCAGGGAGCAAACUAACUGAAGAACUGCUGCACCAGGCUUCACAGGCUGAACUACUUGUAUUUUGUAGUCAAACAUCACACGUCAAGGUCAUUGUCAGCCAGUCUUCAUCUCUUUACCACAUCACUGCUCUCACUUAUUCCAAAUCACAGCUGAUAAACUGGAGACAUUCAAACUAAUAGUUGGAACAAGCACAAGUUCAGUGAUGAAACCAUUAGUCAAUGGACAGAAAAUUAAUUCACAGCUUUAGCUAUUAAUUAAUAAUUUAUCAAAAAGGCAAAAUGUUCUCUGGUUCCAGCCUCUCAAAUGUGAAGAUUUGAUGUUUUUCUUUCGGUUUUUGACUGUUGUUCAAACAAAAUAAGGAAGUUUUGGGAAC
Sebastes umbrosus (honeycomb rockfish) is the source of this 3154-nucleotide messenger RNA. It is a transcript of the gene plekhm3, whose product is annotated as pleckstrin homology domain containing, family M, member 3. The record is from RefSeq and is a predicted model, not a curated record. The transcript has 7 exons. The coding region runs from base 242 to 2578 and encodes 778 amino acids. Lineage: Eukaryota; Metazoa; Chordata; Actinopteri; Perciformes; Sebastidae.